AUGUAGAUGUCUGAUAGUGAAUUCUUUGCUGAUCUCAAAUAUAGACUUGAUUACUUAAAAAAACAGGAACUUAUGGGUGUUGAUAUUCAUGACAGAAACUUAGAAUCAAGUAAUUGUGAAUCAGAAAUUGAUCCUGACAAGGGUUUGGUCAAAAAAAAAUAGUAGAUUCAGAAUCACAACUAAUUAAGUAUGAAACUUAAAAUGCUCAAAAAUAUUAAAAUAAACUUUAAAGAACUUAAAAUAUAAGAUUUUGAAAUUCUUUCUACAUUGGGUAAUCAUUAUUAUUAUGCAAUAGGGACUGGAACUUUUGGUAGAGUCAGAUAGGCUAAGAUUAAAGGUGAUCCUGAGAAUUAAGUUUAUGCACUCAAAAUUUUAAAAAAAACAGAAGUAGUUAGACUCAAUUAAGUUGAACAUAUAAAAUCAGAAAAAGACAUAUUAACAUUCAUAGAGCAUCCUUUCAUCGUAAAAAUGAAAUCAUCGUUUCAAGAUUAGUUCUACAUCUAUAUGUUAUUUGAAUACAUUCAAGGAGGAGAACUAUUUAGUAGGUUAAGGAAGGAAGGCCGAUUUGCUAAUGAUGUUUGCUUGUUUUAUGCAACUGAAAUCUUGACGGCAAUGAUAUAUAUGCACAAAAUGUAAAUAGUGUAUAGAGACCUCAAACCAGAAAACCUGUUAAUAGCCAAGGAUGGUCAUGUUAAGAUUACUGAUUUUGGCUUUGCUAAAAAGAUAGGAAAUGGUAAAACAUACACCUUAUGCGGCACACCUGAAUAUUUGGCUCCAGAAAUCAUUAAAGGUUCAAAGGUUGGUUAUGGAAAAUCAGUUGAUUAAUGGGCUUAUGGCAUAUUACUAUUCGAAAUGCUAUCAGGGUAUCCUCCAUUCUACGAUAAUGAACCUAUUGGAAUCUAUAAGAAGAUCUUAUCAGGACUCAUAGAGUUUCCAAAAUUCUUUGAUAACAAAGUAAAAGAUCUGAUAAGAAAGCUCUUAAAUCCAGACAUCCAAAAUCGAUUAGGAUAUAAUGAUAAUGGGGAGUCAAUUAAGAAACAUAAAUGGUAUAGAGGAGUGGAUUGGGCUCGCGUAGACAAUAAGUAAAUUCCUCCUCCUUGGGUCCCUUACUUAAGAUCAGAGGAUGACGUUUUUUGGUUUGAAAAAUACCCUGACUCUACUGAUGCUCCCAAACAAUUACCACGUGAACUUUAACAUAUGUUUGAUGAUUUUUGA
Paramecium tetraurelia is the source of this 1215-nucleotide messenger RNA. RefSeq lists its product as uncharacterized. Lineage: Eukaryota; Ciliophora; Oligohymenophorea; Peniculida; Parameciidae. The record is from RefSeq and is a predicted model, not a curated record. Gene Ontology annotation, biological process: protein phosphorylation. The transcript has 4 exons. Gene Ontology annotation, molecular function: ATP binding; protein serine/threonine kinase activity.